UCGAUUACGGCGGCCCCGUAGGCAGAAGCAGACGCGAUGAUUAUUUACGGCUCGCUCGGAGACGGACAUGGCGCGACUAUAGCCCCGGAAGAAACUACCUACCUACGGCUUAAAUAAUCGCUUCCGGGCUCACUGGAAAGUAUUUGCGAGCUUUGGCCUUGUUUACCCACCACUUUUGUCGUCGGCAACGAUAUUUUUCGAUUCCUCAUUUCUGCCGCCCUCUUCCACGUCAUACUAGAGUGAUGGACGCGUCCUCGUGACUCGUGAUAUUGCUACACGACAAGAAUAUUACACCAGAGAAAACAGAAGCGCCACACGCCGGGGAAGCGCACUGGGCAGUCUGGGUGGCCAGCGCUGCAGAAUUGUAUCGAUUGCGAGCCUCUCACCAUCAUGAAAGCAUCCGGAAAACGAUGCGGGACAUGCAUAGAUCGAAAGGUUCGCUGUGACCGAGGUCUUCCGGCAUGUUCGACCUGUCUGCGAUCCAAUCGGGUUUGCCAGGGUUACAACCUUCGCCUGUCUUGGCCCCGAGGCAAUGAUAAGAAGCGAUUAAUACUCGGGCCAGAUCCCGAGAAAGGUCGGAAGAGUCGACCUCGUAGCACUAGAAGAGCAAGAUGGGUUCAUGCGACGUCUUGGGAUGUCGGUGUCUUCUAUCAUCUCGCUGGUUUGGAUCGAGACGUUAGUGUAGCAGCCUUCAAGUUACGCCUUCGCCCCGCCUUGUCAACCACCCUCCUCUUGGGGAUGACAGGGGGGGAGAGGGACUUAUUACAUUUCUUCGAGGGCGCCGUCUCACAAAUCCUGACUACCUUCAGCGAGCAGCCGCUGGGGAGCAUCCUCAUGCGAAUCGCGCUGUCAAGCGACUCGCCUUCGUGCAUUGCCGUGAGGAAGUCGAUGCUGGCCCUGUCGACGCUGCUACGACACGGACUCAGUUGGCAAUCGGAGCGCCUGAAGCUAUGCGCGAUUCGAGCUCUGAUGGCCUCCGCCGAGGAUGGCAUCACUCUCACGAAUGCCGCUCAACACGUAGCCGCGGGCAUGCUCCUGUGCAUAUUCGAGAUUCACACAAACUCUUCAGCAUCGAACCAAUGGCUCACGUGUGUUGCUGGUGCGACGAACGCCAUUGCCAACCUGACAUUUGAUCCCUUUGGCCAAGACCCCGAUCUCUCCGCCCUUCUCGACUGGGCCUACUACCACGAAGUCUUGUCCGAGUUCAGCCUGCGACACUGGCGACCGGAAGCGUGGUCGUCAGAAAGGGUGUUGCUUCGGUGUUCUUCGCUAUCCACCACACACCCGGUGCCCUGCCUUCGGCUGCAACGGCGCAACGACACCUUGCGACUGCUGUCCGAAGCAUGCGCGAUAGUCCAAUCGCCCUCGGAUCCCCGGAGUAAGUGCUCAAAGUAUAUUAGCCGCAUCUGCGACAUGCAGCGCAGACUCGAGCAGGGCCCGACCUCAAACUGUCCGUCUGACACCCGCACACCAGCGGCGGGAUCGCUAGCGGUUUCGGUGGGUGACACAAACAGCAGCGCUGUAACGAACAGGCUGUGCCGCAUUGCAACCUUGAUCUACCUAAUACGCGCAUCGGGCAUCGCCUCCGAUGACGCCUGCGACGUCGCCGACCACAUUGGGGCGGGACUCUCCCUCUUACGCUCGCUUCCGUAUUGCAAGCAACCGUUCCCGCUGUUGAUCAUCGGAUUUGAGGCGAAAUCGGACGAAGAUAGGAUGAUAAUCCUAGACCUAGUGGCGCGGACGGAGAAGAACCCGGCGGCGAGGUCGAUGGAGUGCGCGCGGACCUUGCUACAUGCUAUCUGGAGCCAGAGCGAUCUCAUCGACGAAGGAGAGGGAGUGGUUGAGUAUCUAGACAUGAUGACGGGCGUGAUCAGCUUGGGCGGCGUGUUGCCGCCGUUUGCUUGAGGAAGCUCGUUAUAGACAUACAUACCUCCUCUUCGGAGAUGUGGGCUUGUAUAGCUCGCUUGGUCCGUAACAUCUUCACAGUUCAGAUCAGCCGUGGAAAAGCCAGUUUGGCGGUCUUGGGACUAUUUAAUAAAUCAUAUAAGAACUA
Molecule: messenger RNA, 2053 nt
Organism: Durotheca rogersii
Lineage: Eukaryota; Fungi; Ascomycota; Sordariomycetes; Xylariales; Xylariaceae
Product: fungal-specific transcription factor domain-containing protein
Exons: 4
Coding region: 391-1905 (504 amino acids)
Biological process (GO): positive regulation of transcription by RNA polymerase II
Cellular component (GO): nucleus
Molecular function (GO): DNA-binding transcription factor activity, RNA polymerase II-specific; zinc ion binding; transcription cis-regulatory region binding
Source: RefSeq, a predicted model, not a curated record